Dromiciops gliroides (monito del monte) is the source of this 3769-nucleotide messenger RNA. It is a transcript of the gene TEF, whose product is annotated as TEF transcription factor, PAR bZIP family member. The transcript has 5 exons. Bases 740 to 1591 code for a protein of 283 amino acids. Gene Ontology annotation, biological process: regulation of transcription by RNA polymerase II. Gene Ontology annotation, cellular component: nucleus. Gene Ontology annotation, molecular function: RNA polymerase II cis-regulatory region sequence-specific DNA binding; DNA-binding transcription factor activity, RNA polymerase II-specific. NCBI's taxonomy places the organism in Eukaryota, Metazoa, Chordata, Mammalia, Microbiotheria, Microbiotheriidae. The record is from RefSeq and is a predicted model, not a curated record.
UACUGGAGCUGGUGAGAGAGUGAGCCAGCGUCAGGGAUGGGCUCUUAAUUUUCUUGGUAUGUAUAAAUCUGUGUUGAAAGAAAUGACAAACUUUUGCAAGUGAUCAGAAAAAUGUCAUUUCCUUGAUUGCAGAGAAUAGUCUCACUUGCCUGUUUUUAUCCCUGGACUUGACACAUAGUAGGUGCUUUUAUUCCUGGCCCUUACACAUAAAAUAUAUUUAUGGAUUGAAUGAGAGGUGAUGUCUUCCACUUCUUUGUAUCUCCAGUGCCUGACCAUUGUGUCCUACACAGAAUGAUCUCUCAAUUAAAUGUCGACAGUAUUAAUGGUAUGAGUCAAUGAGGAAGGAGAAUGGGUAGGGGGACACUUCUUGUCUCUAGGAUCUCAGGGUUGGGGGGCUGAAUUCUGGGAAUUAGCAUCUGCAGUGAACCGCUCUUCUGGGGCUGAGAAACCCUGGGUUCUGACACUAUUCCUGGGCUCCAUGAGUGGGUUCUCCACUGCCCCCCAAAAGCUUAUCCUGUGGGGUAGGAAGUCAAGUUGGCAGCCGUGGGGUUUGGGUCCUUUCAGGUCUACUUCAGAUUUAAGCCUCCAAAAGCCCACAUGCCAUCAGCAAUGGGGCGAGGGCCCCCUCUCCUCCUCCGGUGAUGGCUGUCAUUCCUGAAUUAUAAAUACCCCAGGCUUGUCAGAUAAAGAAAAGGAAAAGGAGAAGCUCGAAGAAGAUGAGUCAGCUGCCGCCAGCACCAUGGCGGUGUCCGCCUCUCUCAUGCCCCCGAUCUGGGACAAGACGAUCCCAUACGAUGGCGAAUCCUUCCACCUCGAGUACAUGGACCUGGACGAGUUCCUGCUGGAGAACGGGAUCCCUGCCAGCCCCACUCACCUGAUUCAGAACGCACUGCUGCCUGUGACGGAGCUGGAGGGGAAGGAGUCAACUAGCUCCUCCACAGCCUCCCCGUCAUCCUCUUCCACUGUGGUCUUUCAGCCCUCGGAGACCGCCUCCAGCACAGAAUCCUCUGUGGAAAAUGAGAGAGAGACCCCCAGCCCCAUUGACCCCAACUGUGUGGAGGUCGAUGUGAACUUUAACCCUGAUCCUGCAGACCUGGUCCUCUCCAGCGUGCCAGGGGGUGAACUCUUCAACCCUCGAAAGCACAAGUUUGCCGAAGAGGACCUGAAACCACAACCAAUGAUCAAAAAGGCCAAGAAGGUCUUUGUCCCUGAUGAACAGAAGGAUGAAAAAUAUUGGACGCGCCGGAAGAAGAACAAUGUGGCCGCCAAGCGUUCCCGGGAUGCCCGCAGGCUGAAGGAGAAUCAGAUCACCAUCCGUGCUGCCUUCCUGGAGAAAGAGAACACAGCCCUCAGAACAGAGGUCGCCGAGUUGCGCAAGGAAGUGGGCAAAUGCAAGAGCAUCGUCUCCAAGUACGAGACGAAAUACGGACCCUUAUCUGGGCUAACAAGGGCUGCCUCUCUGUGGCAUCUUGGAAUGGUCCCGGGUUUUUCCUGCCCUCACAUCCCAUCAGAUAGCAGGGUGUGUUGGCCAGGUAGGAUAUCCUUGUUGUCCAGCUCCGCCCAGGAAAAAGGGAAGGACCUGGUGGAGUAGGACAGGCCUCUUUCCAUCCUCCCCAGAGAGGUGGCGGUCCAUCAGCGGCACAACACAGAGCCUGGUGUUUCCUGGCACCUCGCUGUCAACAGCCUGUGAGUGUGUCCUUUAAUGCCUGCAUUAGAACCAGAACCAAGCAUGAUUGUAGGAGGAGGUGGGGAAACUGAGGCAGCCAGGGCUUAGGAAUCGCCACUGUCUUAGGUGAAGCUGCUGGCCAUUGUCACCAUGGCCAGUGGGACCAGGAAGGCCUGUGGCUGUCAGAGGUGUUUGCCACCUAAGAUUGCACUCACUUAUUCAUGGUGCCUGCUGUGACCAAUUCCAGAUGUUUUAGAUAAACAGGGGAGGAAGGAAUUUUCUUUCUAGGUGGUCCUGGUGUGCAGAGCCUGUGGUUUGGUUUAGAAAAUGAGGCCUCCCCGCUUGGAAGCAGGCUGAGGUUAGUGGUCUAGGGACACUGGGUGGAUGGAGCAAAUCUAGUUCUUGUCUUGGUGAUCCAUAUGAGGGCUUUGCCCAUCUCUGCCAAGAGCUGUGAGCAUCAGCUCUCAGCACCAUCUCCUUCCAGUGCUGUCUUCUUGGCCAGCAAUGGGAAAAGUGCAAGUAUAGGGACUGAGGCUGCUAGAGACGGACAGAUUGGAAGAGAAGAACAGCUUGUGAGGCAGGAGGCCGUGGGCAGUUUGCAAGUCUGUCCCAAGGUGGAGUAGCCUCGAGCCCCACUGUCUUGGGGCUGUCCUGGGGACCCUUGACUUUGUAGCUGGUGCUCACCCUUCUAAGCAGGUUUGUCUGUUUUCUCUGCACCGAUGAGACCCUUCAGAGGCCCUUGAGCAAACCCUCGAAUCGUCUGGGAUUCUUUCAAGGGUGGGAAGAGGAAAGGGAAGGUGCAUGUGUCUGAAGAAAAACGAGCGGACGGACACAAUUGUCACACUUAACACUUUGCUUUAUUUAAAGUGACCUGUCAGAUCCCGAGUAACGUCACUCUAAAGACUUUUAACAAACCUGAAUGGUAAAAACCACACGUGAAACCAGUGGACAGUGACGUCCAGGAGGCCUGCCACGUCUGGUGACAAUGACCCACUUGCCCGCCUCUGUGGGAGGCUGGAGGACAGUGUGUCUUGGGGCUUGUGGUUGGAGGUUGAAAACCCAACAGACACACACACGGCUUCUCCCUCUAAGAGAACCCUGGACUUGAGAGCGUUGCGUUCGGUCAGUUCCCUGACCUGGGCAGGCAGCCUUUCUGGGGCUUCCCUCCCGGCCUUGGCCACCCACCACCAGGGCAGGUCUCAUCCUGCUGUUCUAGGUGGGGGAGACAGAAAUGGGGGGGGGCGUUAGCAUAAUGUGUCUUCGUUUUCUUUGACCAGAUACAGUGUGGUUUAUAUAUAGGCACAUAGAUAGAUGUGUGUGUGUGUGUGUGUGUCUGUGUCUGUGUGUCUGUGUGUGUAUAUAUGUAUAUAUCUACUUGUUUUUAAAGAGUAAGCACUGCUAACCAUUUUUUAAUGCUCGGGGUCUGGUCACCAUUUAUGUUCUGAUUCUGGUUGGUGGGACAGUGUUGUCGACAUCUUUUCACGUCGUCUUCUCUCCCACUCUCCUCAGACAGUGGGGGGUCAGGGCCCCCAUCCCCCAAAGCUUUCUUGAGAGGGAGGGGCUCUGUGACAAGCCAGCAGCAGGAAUAGGACCUCUGCUGGCUGUGGCCAAAGGGAGGAGGAGGCUGUGGCAUGUCCUUCAUAGAGACAGGAGGGGUCCCCCUUCUGCUGCUGGGCUGACGACAAGGACAUGAGAGGUACGAGGCUAAUUAUAUCUUCUGCGAAGAGUCGAGAGCAAAGGCAGCCUGACAACUGGAGGCUGGGGGGGGGCGCGGGGAGUGGCUCUCCUGUUUGUUUCCCAGUUUCCUCAGGAGGAGCUGCACCUCUUUGGAUACUUCCAAACUGAAAAAUCAUGGAGGAGCUCGAGGGUUAGAAGCAUGUACGUAAAAUAGACAUGUGGCCUGUGGGGAGAGGAGGCUGCAGCCCAGAGAGCUCACCGAGGCCCUGCCAGCUGAGGGGUUGCCUGAGGGGGCUUGGGCCCUCUGGCCUCAGCUGUCUGCUUGUUGGGCCACCCUGGUUACUCUCACAUGGACCACCCUGCAGCGCCCCCAUGGGCACUUUGCUCGUAUUUCUGCUGAUGUAGCACAAGAAAUUUUCUAGAAAA